AUGCGCUACGUAGGUUUCCGUUGGGUGGCUAUAGUCGUAUUGCUGUCUCUAUAUUAUUCUGAAGCUGCAGACGUCAAAAAUCCAAGACUACGUGGUGUUCCCAAAUCAAAACGCGACUUAUACCGACAAGCCGGGCCAAACAACUCUUGGAAAUGCCUGAAUGGCAUAGGAAUCAUCAGCUAUGAUGCGGUGAACGAUGACUACUGUGACUGCAGUGACGGGUCUGAUGAACCUGGAACUUCAGCUUGUGAAUAUACCUUCUUCACCUGUAAAAACCACCACCACAGACCGGCACGUAUAAAAAGCUCCAGUGUCAACGAUGGCGUCUGUGACCCAGAUUGCUGUGAUGGUUCCGAUGAGUCUACUUCGGGAGUUACAUGUCCGAAUCAAUGUAAAGAAGCUGCUAUUGAAGCAGCGCUGGCACAAGUCGCUGAAACUCGUGAACUUGCAGAGGGUCUGAAGAUUAAGGAGCGUGAAUAUACUCGAUACAAUCAAAUAAAGCUAGAUGAGCUAAGAGGGAAACUAGACGACGAGUAUAAGAAGGAUCCGGUAAGUCGUCCAGAUAUCGAAAAGAUUAGUGAUGAGAUAGACAAGAUGGAAAAACGGGGUGGGGAUGAAAAGUAUGGUGUUGGAAGUGUGUUUGAAAAGUAUCAGGAUCAUUGGCUGAUUCUAGACACAGUCGAGUAUACUUAUGAGCUAGUCGUUUUUGCUGACCUGACGCAGAUUCGAAAGGACACUAAUUCGAGAACAAAGCUGGGAACCUUCAAGUCAUGGUUAACACCAAACUCCAUCACGUACGAUAGUGGUGACUUUUGUAACGGUGUAGCACGGACCGCCAAAGUCAUCUUCUCAUGUGGACCCGUGGAGACUUUCAAAGAUAUCAAGGAGCCCGCAACCUGCUACUAUGAGGCAUUCGUCACUACGCCAGCCGCAUGUGAAAAGCAAGCGCAGCACGAAAAAGACGAACUAUAA
This is a messenger RNA of Synchytrium microbalum, 972 nucleotides long. RefSeq lists its product as uncharacterized. Gene Ontology annotation, cellular component: glucosidase II complex. Lineage: Eukaryota; Fungi; Chytridiomycota; Chytridiomycetes; Synchytriales; Synchytriaceae. The record is from RefSeq and is a predicted model, not a curated record. Gene Ontology annotation, biological process: N-glycan processing. The coding region runs from base 1 to 972 and encodes 323 amino acids. The transcript is spliced from 4 exons.